Daphnia pulicaria is the source of this 2827-nucleotide messenger RNA. RefSeq names its product probable sodium/potassium/calcium exchanger CG1090. The transcript has 11 exons. The record is from RefSeq and is a predicted model, not a curated record. Bases 357 to 2066 code for a protein of 569 amino acids. Gene Ontology annotation, molecular function: calcium, potassium:sodium antiporter activity; calcium channel activity. NCBI's taxonomy places the organism in Eukaryota, Metazoa, Arthropoda, Branchiopoda, Diplostraca, Daphniidae. Gene Ontology annotation, biological process: calcium ion transmembrane transport; intracellular calcium ion homeostasis. Gene Ontology annotation, cellular component: membrane.
ACCCUCCUUACAUUCGUUUCUCCUAUUCUAACCCUCGAGGAGGAGGAAGAGUUGGCUUUCUUUUAUGGCUGAAAUAAGUCUAGUCUUCUCGACUGGACAACGUGUGUCGGGUGUUUGAAUUCCACGGUAGUUGCCAUCUUUUGCCUGUGUGCUUAUAAUAUUCCAUUUCUCUGGCAAAUUUCAAAUUUCAAGUGACAUCUGCACUCUCCAACUUUCAUUCAAGCCCAUAUAUUGCGUAAUAAGCUAUGUCGAGUUGAUAGAGUUCCGUUUCCAACUAGCACCGUUCUCGCCACGUCAUUGGAUUCUCUACCGACAACUACCAACACGAAUCAGCCCGACGCUUUCGAAAUAUCUAAAUGUCAUUCCAACAACCGACAGAGGCGAGGAGUGUCGGACCAGUUUUUGCGAGAUGCAAGCGUGCCAACCGCCGGAGAUGCAUGUGGGCUUAUCUGGUUGGACUUAGUGUUCUUGCGCUGAUCCUGGUGACAUCACAUCUACCUCGUUCUGGCUUCAAUCCCACGACUUUUGUCGAUAAUGAUGACCCAAUCGAAAGCGUUGGGCUUUGGAGACGCCAUUUGUUGGCAAACGAAGAAAAACGAACAUCGACUGCAACGCCAAUUUUAGAUCCGUUCGCCGGAAUCAACUGCACUCCUCCGGCUAUUGAAGAAUUUCCAAGGCCAGGCAUCCCGCAGUAUGUCCGAGUCAAGGGUGGUCUCGUGGUCCACUUGCUCGUUUCCGCUUACAUGUUCCUGGGUCUAUCCAUCGUCUGCGAUGACUACUUCGUUCCUGCACUCGAAAGGAUGGUGGAAUCCCUGCACAUGUCUCAAGAUGUGGCGGGAGCUACUUUUAUGGCAGCUGGUUCAUCCGCUCCAGAACUUGCAACUGCAGUGAUUGGAGUAUUCAUAGCCAAGGAUGACAUAGGUAUCAGUGGCGUGAUUGGCUCUGCCGUCUUCAAUAUCAUGUUUGUUAUCAGCGUGUGCGCCCUCUUUUCCGGAGGUGUCAUCUAUCUGAAUUGGUGGCCGCUUGUUCGUGACUGCAUCGCUUAUUUCGUGGCCAUAUUUGCUCUUCUCUUCACCAUCUACAAUGAAGUUGUCACAUGGUACGAGUCGACCAUUUUCCUGAUGCUCUACGUGGCCUAUUGUGUAAUGAUGGUCUACAACUCUCAACUGGAGCGAUGGGCAAACACUUUGCCUAUUCCUAUUCCCGACUACGCCCGUAGACUUCCCGGUGGGGAAAACGCGUCGCUGAUGCCCUACAAGAAUCUUGACUCGGAGGCAGGUGGCAUUAGUGGCCCCGCUGGGAAACUCUACUCCGACGAAAGAUCCCCCGAUUCUGUGAAAUCUUCGAUUGACGGAAAUGUUGGUCCCAGUGACGCUGGAGGCACUUCCGGCCCUUCGAUCAGCAAGAUUAAAGAGGAGGAGGCAGAGCGAUUUUCGCCGUGGGUACCACCAGUAGAAUUUCUAGACCGGAUCACGUGGGCCAUCUGCCUGCCGUUGCGUGCUGCUGCUUACUACACGAUGCCCAACUGCCGUUUAGAGAAAUGGGGCAGUUGGUUCCUUGUUUCUUUUUUCAUCAGCAUGCUCUGGAUUUCCAUCUUUUCCUACGUCAUGGUCUGGAUGAUCACUAUUAUUGGUUUCACUAUGGGAAUUCCGGAUACUGUGAUGGGAUUGACGUUUGUGGCUGCUGGUGUCAGUAUUCCCGACAUUCUAACCAGUUUGGCUGUUGCCAGAGAAGGUUACGGUGACAUGGCUACAUCCAACGCCAUCGGCAGCAACGUUUUCGAUAUUCUCAUUUGUCUGGGGCUACCUUGGUUUCUUCAAACGGCCGUCGUUGAUCCGGGAAGUGUAGUUCGAGUCAUCAGCAAAGGAUUAACAUAUUCAACCCUAUCAUUGCUGUCAACCAUUGUUUUCUUGUUGGGCGCCACUCAUCUGAAUGGCUGGAAGCUGGAUCGCAAAUACGGAGUUGCCCUUCUGGGGUGGUAUUUGUUCUUCAUGAUCAUCGCUUCUAUGUACGAGAUGAACAUCUUUGGCUACUUUAACCCACCGGAAUGUGACAGCGAAUUUUGAGAAAUGGAGCGCAUCCAUUCUAGGUGACCAUCUUACACUAACAAAUAUCAUCUUCUUGGCAACUCCAGUCAUGCAGUAUUUAUAGGGAAUCAAUUCAUGGUAACCUGGAUUCAACAGGGAAUGAAGCUGAUAUAUAAUUCGCACUAUCUAGCUUACAAGCUGUUUCCCGGAGCCUGAACGGGCUCCGCAGCUCUCGGCCGCACAUACAUGGUCCUUGGUAGAGCUCAAAAUUUUUAUUCUACUAAUCUAUACAGAUACAACUGCAACGAUGUUUACAUUCACAAUAAUAUAAAAUUAUAGUUCAUUUAUUGUGUGGUUUAAAAUUUUGUUUAUUAUUUUGCGAUGGUCCGCCAUCGUCCUUUUGUUUGUUUACAUUUGAUUCGUAUUUCGGUGUCUCGACGUGUGCCAAUUUGUUGAUGUUAAAUAAGUAAGGUUGCUUUCCAUUUUCCUCUUUUGUUAAUUUCAGUAUUAUAUUUCGCAAUCUAUUUCACCGUGAAACCUUGUUUAUCGUAAAUCACUACUUACAAUUCCGAAUCGAAGUAUUCACCAGCAAAAUUUUGACGUUCGUCGAGCGGUGAGCUACAAUGGAUGUUGAUUUUUCAUUUCCACUUUUCUCAUUUAAUAUAACCGUUCAUCACCCUAUUCCACAUACAUUACGCAUGUUUCUCACCUGAAAAAUCUAGCGCAUUUCUUAAUUUUAGGCUGAAUGUACUACUCCGUGUUAGUAGCAACUCAAGCUAAUAAAUCAACCGUCUGUCAGA